CGGGUGUGGUGAGCGCUGUUUUUUGGCAGCUCGUAGGCGGAGCCUGCUGAGACGCGACCUCGUUUCUAUUUUGUUUAUUUCGUACUUUAUUUUAGGCGGGCAUUGAUUUGACCUUUAGGUUUAGUUGGCAUUAAACGGAAUCGGAAUCUAGAAGACCCUUGAGGAAUGGUACUGAAAUUUUCGUUGGCUGUCCCAGCCCAUCCGGCUGGAAACCCCAAGAGUGUUUGGUGGCGCAGAACGGAAAGCUGCAGGCUUUGAUCAUUUCAGAAACCGCUGGAAAGGACGCGGCUGCUUUCCAGCCCAGACGGCGAGCACUCUGUGCUUCGGAUCUCCGGGCGUCCCUCCUCUGUUCGUCCCUGUCCUCCUCCGAGCGGGACUCCGGAGGUUUCUCCCCUCCGUCUCGGAGGAAGCACUUUCAGUUUGAGAUCCCCAAAUUUAACAGCAGUCCUGUGCCCGCGAGGUUUCCAGUAAUUAUCUGCAGGAAUCGCCAUGACCCCAGCUCUAAGGGAAGCAACAGCAAAGGGUAUCUGCUUUUCAUCUUUGCCAAGUAGCAUGGAGUCUGACAAGAUCCUAUGCAUGGAAAGUGCAAGAACUAUAGAUGAAAAUCUAAAGGGAGAUGCUUUCUCUCAGUUGCUGGGAUUUCCAACUUCUGAACCCAAUCUUAACACUAAUUUUGUGAAUUUAAAACAUUUUGGCUCCCCCCAGCCUUCAAAACAUUAUCAGACAGUUCUUUUAAUGAGUUCUAAUUCUACUUUAAAUAAAUACAAUGAGAAUUAUAAACAAAAGAAGUCAGGGGAACCCAACUGCAAUAAGCUGAAAAGCAUACUGCGUAACGGCAGCAACAUUCAGCUCAGGAAAAUGUGCCAUUCUCGUUCCGAAGAGUUCAUUAAAAAGGAGCCUCUGUCAGAUACAAGCCAGUGCAGGAAAGAUAUACAAAUCAUCUUGGAUUCAAAUCUCACCAAAGAUACGAAUGUAGAUAAAGCACAACUACACAAGUGUAAACAGUUCCAGAAGAGUGCACUUUUGGAUAAAGUUACUGAUGCUGACAUUAGAAAAGGUUUAUUGUACUGUGCUCAAAAGAAAACGGGACCUGGCCUCUCAAAUAUGCCUCAUAGUUCCUCAGCCGCUGAGAAAGAGGAGGAAGUGAAUGCUCGUUUACUUCACUGUGUAAGCAAACAGAAAACUUUGCUGAGCCAGGCGAGAAGGACCCAGAAGCACUUGCAGAUGCUCCUGGCAAGGCAUGUUGUUGAGCACUAUGGUCAGCAAAUGAAAUUUUCUAUGAAGCACCAGCUGCCCCACAUGAAGAGUUUUCAUGAACCGUCCACAGAUUUGGAUAACAGUUUACCUAAGUGCAUGGAAGUGAAGCCAGAAGUCAAAGUAUUGACUGCAGAGAAUAAAUUGUGGGAUGAUACACCAAAUGGCUUUACUCAGUGUACAGCUGCCGAAAUCCAGAGAUUUGCACUCUCUGCUACAGGGCUCUUGUCUCAGGUUGAAGAGGGUCUGGAUUCUGAUGCAACUGAUAGCAGCUCUGAUGACGAUUUGGAUGAAUAUACCAUUAGAAAAAAUGUGUCAGUUAACUGCAGUACUGAAUGGAAGUGGCUCGUAGACAGAGCAAGAGUUGGCAGCCGGUGGACAUGGCUUCAAGCCCAGAUUUCAGAGCUAGAAUACAAAAUCCAACAACUGACAGAUGUUCAUAGGCAGAUUCGUGCUUCCAAGGGGAUAGUGAUCCUAGAAGAAAGUAAGCUUCCAAAAGACAUAUUGAAAAAACAAAUAAAGUUUGCAGAGCAAGCAGCUUCAUUAAACACCACAGAGAAUCUUCAGGUUCCCCAGAGGAAUCAGGAGCCUUUACCAGAACAAGAUUUUGAAAUGUCACCGAGCAGCCCAACACUUCUUCUUCGAAACAUAGAAAAACAGAGCGCACAGCUGACUGAGAUCAUCAACAGUUUGAUCGCACCGCUCAACUUAUCUCCAACUUCAUCUCCCCUCUCCUCUAAAUCCUGCAGCCACAAGUGUUUCACUAAUGGCAUUUCCAGAAGUUCUUCAGAAAAUUUAGAGGAAUUCUCUUCAUCCAGUAACUGGUUACUUAAUCAGAAGCACAGUAAGAAAAGGAGAAAAGACAGGCUAAAACUGAAAUCUCCUUCUUUGACUGUCAUGAGUACAGCAGCCCGAACAAGACCACUUCAGAGUUUCCAAAAACGAAAACUCUACAGAUUGAGCCCCACUGUUUAUUGGGCUCCCCAGAUUUUGCACUCAAAAGAAACAUCAUUUUUAAAUCCUACAGAAAUGCCUUGCCUGCAGUCAUGUCCAACUGGGAUUAGCUGUGAACACAAUUCGAAGUCUCAGAUAUUAAGGGAACACGUUUCAGAGUUAGAUUCCGCUUUCCAUUCUGUUCUAUCAUUGCCAUCAGAUGUGCCUCUUCAUUUUCACCUUGAAACAUUAUUUAAAAACAGUGAAAUAGGAGGAGAUCUUGCUUCAAGUCAAAUUGUAGGCGACUGUAUCUUAUCACCAUCACCUGUAAACAGUACUUCUUUGACUCAAUGGAGAAAUGGAUAUUCACCUAUGUGUAAGCCUCAAGUAAGGUCAGAAUCUUCAGUACAACUGUUACAGGGAAGAAAGAAAAGACAUUUGAGUGAGACAGCAGUAGGAGAAAGGGAUAGAGGUGAGGAAUUUGCUUUCCAACACACAGAACCAGGAUCCCAUUGCAAUUUUACCGCUGUCUCUAAUUUCAAUGUUUUAUCAAGAACCCAGAAUUCAUCAUCACAAAGUUCUGCACGACGGAGGUUAAGAAGUGAAAGCUCUUAUGACAUAGACAACAUUGUGAUUCCUAUGUCAUUAGUAGCUCCAGCUAAGUUAGAAAAACUCCAGUAUAAGGAAAUACUGACUCCAAGCUGGAGGACGGCUAUUCUUCAGCCUUUGGAUGAAUGUCACUCAGGAGAAGAGGUAGAAGAUCUUUCUGAUGAUGUCUUCUCUCUAAGACACAAAAAAUAUGAAGAGAGAGAGCAAGCCAGGUGGUCACUGUGGGAACAAAGCAAGUGGCACAGGAGAAACAGCAGAGCUUACAGUAAAAAUGCUGAAGGUCAGGAGGUGCUCCUGAAGGACUCCCCGAACGAGCUCAGUGGCAGUCAGCCCUGCGCCAUGCAAAGCCCGCCUGAGCUGCUGUCAGUGUGCCAUGACCCGUGCGCACAAGACUCACGCUUUCCAAAUGAAAGUCAAGAAACCAAGUCUUUGUGGUGGGAACGAAGGGCUUUUCCAUUGGUGGAAGAAGACACAGCAGCCUUAUCCUGCCAAGACGAAGGAAAGGAGCAGCCAGAGAGGCCAAGCACAGCUUUCCAUAGCGACGUCUCCGGCACCAGUGCAUCCAAGAAUGGAUACCAUCUAAAAAACCAGUUAGAUGAAAUGGAACAACAUAGAGCCUUAAGUCUAGGACUUACUAACGGUAAAAAAAAACAGGUGACAGGGAAUAGGUUAAAAAAUUAUGCAAAUGAAGAGAAGGCAGGAGGCAAAACAAGCCGUGUUCUGGACCUUUCAUACCCGCUCAUCCUAAUUCCAGAAUAAGAGAACAGACCGCAUGUAUUCAUCUUUUAUGCUGUGAAACAGGCAAGAGAGGCCUCUUUUUCCUUCUUGAAGCGCAGAAGUAGCUAGCUUUUCACCUAGAGACAUUUUCCUCAUUUAUAUUUAUCAUACAAAUAAUAAGCACCAAUAUAUUAACUGCUACAACUUGAUGUCCAAUCAUAUUACUGGGUGAUUUCUAGGACACCACACCUCUCCAACACAAACACCCUACAUUCACACAUACACAAUCAUCAAAUGAUGAUUUUUUAAAUUCCUAUGACAAUUCACUGAAAUUCCCUCAGAAACAUACUGAAAUAUAUACGUGUAUAUAAUAUAUACACAUAUGCAUAGUUUUAAAACAGCAUCAGCAAUGACCCAUUCCACUUGCAAAUCCACAUAUGGAUCACCCUAUGAAACGUAGGCUGUAAUAUAUAGAGUACAGGCUUCCAGUGAGGAAAGACACCUAAGAGUUUGACUGUGGAGAGGGUAUACUUUUGUAUUUAAUGUGCUUAAACAACAGAAAUUAUUUAAGGAAAUUCUUCUGCCAGAUAAUACAAUAUUCAUCUAUUCAAAUGGUGACAUCUACUGGACUAACCCACAGGACUGUGUUUAUUCUUAACAGAGUUAAGAUAAGCAAAUCAAGAGUUAAAUAGUGCAAUUUUAAGUGACUGUAUCUUUGAAAACUCAACUUGUUUUGCCUACAUUAUUUUAUGUGUCUCAAGAAAAAUUAACUUAAAAUGUGAAACCAAUACAAAAGGCCUUCAUUAUAAGUUUUUUAAUGGUAGAAAUUCUAGUUAAUUUGGCCCUAUGUUGUCAUAACUAUACAGAAAGAACCCUAUUCUUAUCCGCACCCUAUGCAUUAAAAUCUUCAAAGGACAAUACUUCAGUAUUAGAUACUAAGGAGCAUACAUUAAAGAAGAUUCCUUUUGAAACUAUUAAGCUAUUUUUUUUUCCUAUAUGAAAGUUGAGAAUAAUCUGUAUGUAUUUAUAUAACUGAAAAUCCUGGCCAUCAGGCCUGGUCCAUGGGACUUAACAGUAAGGUUUUGUUCAAGAUUGGAAAUUGUACUGUUCCCUUUGAAGGAAAAAACAAAUCCAAUUCAAUACUGACGAACUUUUGCUUGUAAUUUUACUGUACAUGUGUUUUUAAAGAAGAAGAAAACAAAAGCCAGACAACCCUAAGCUGUCCUGGUAAAUAAAUUCAAAUCUUUGUCAUACCUGAUAUUAUAUAAUCUUCUAUGUAAGUUUUUUAAUUAAAGUUAUUUCUAUAUACCUUGUGUGAUACAAUUAAAUGCUAUCUAUUCAUGGCACAUGUUCCUCUAACCUUAGCCAAAAUUAAAACAGUACUAGGGAACAAAUUUUCACUUAUACUAUAGGCAAAAUCUUAACCAAGCUCUAUUCCAAACAUAAGAAUUAAUGUAAAUAUUGAAUCUUAUCUCUCAAGAAAUUUAAUAUUGGUCCUGUUUCUUCUUGCUGUAUUUAUCAUUGAGUAAGAGUAUUCUGAAAAAUACAGUACCUGAUAACAUAGUUGGGAACACAGGUCCUAAUACCUGAGCUCAUGGACGAACUCUGUAGCCUGGCACCUCUUUGCCUACUUGAUCUAUUUUGGAAGAAAAUACAUCCUUGGGGUCAAGAUCCACAAGUUACAGAACAUUCUCAGCCACUUGAUGCUGCUACAGGGUAAAGUCAGACUGAAAACUAAGAGAAUGUUAAGCAAAUGAAGCUUCUUUUGUUUUAACUCCCCUCUUCAGGGCUCUUUUAAGAAAAGGGGAGGGGGGCCAGAAAUCCCCAGAUCCUGCCCUACUGGGUCCUUUCCAAUGGUGCCACCCUCUUGCUGUGCUUCACUUUCUUCAUGUUAAAAAAGGAAUAAAAAUACCUACCCUUCCACCUACAGGAAUAAUUUAUAGGUUUAAUGAGAUUAUAUGAAAAUAUAGCUGACAAAACAUAAACUUACAGAAUGCUAGCCACUUUAUGCUGAGUAUCUGCUAAGUUCUACAAAUAUACCAGCAGCUUCCAUACCUCGCCUGGUGCUCAAAACAGCCUGCAUGGUUUAUACAGUUAGAGAACAUUCA
Molecule: messenger RNA, 5621 nt
Organism: Octodon degus (degu)
Lineage: Eukaryota; Metazoa; Chordata; Mammalia; Rodentia; Octodontidae
Gene: Kansl1l
Product: KAT8 regulatory NSL complex subunit 1 like
Exons: 15
Coding region: 490-3555 (1021 amino acids)
Cellular component (GO): NSL complex
Molecular function (GO): histone acetyltransferase binding
Source: RefSeq, a predicted model, not a curated record